This is a messenger RNA of Vicia faba (fava bean), 339 nucleotides long. The record is from the annotation of a GenBank genome assembly. NCBI's taxonomy places the organism in Eukaryota, Viridiplantae, Streptophyta, Magnoliopsida, Fabales, Fabaceae.
AUGGUGGAGAUCAUGGUGGGAGUCAGCAGCCUCCUAACAUUAUUUUCACUAAGAGCACUCGUGUUGUUGAAGUUGAACAUAUCGUUGAUCAUGCUGCACUACCACCUAAACUGUCAAAGAAGAGAAAGCCUAAUGAUAGUGGUCCUCGUAAAACACCACCUGCUUGGGACCAUUUCACCAAAUUACCCGAGUCUGAAGCUGCAUAUCCAACCGCCACUUGCAACUACUCUAGUAAGAGAAUUUCGUCAAGUUUCAUUCACUUCAGGAGGAGUUAGACCAUCUGUUACUACACUAGAUGCUGGUCAAUCUUCUCAAUCACAACCUACAGUUUAUGAUUGA